CCUUGCGCGUUCCUUUCCAUCCGCGUGCCCGUGGUUUGUCCUGCGUCUACACCGAGGGGUUCCAUCAGGGAAGAGAAAUGCCGACAAAAAUGAUCUUAGAAACUGAAGAUCAAGCCAUGGAUGACAACCUGGACGCCGUCGCGGAGGCUAAACGCCUAAAGAAAAAGAACAAAGAGGCGAAGAAGCUGAAAAACCAGAUGAACUUGGAGGAGCAGGAAGAGCAGCAGGACCUGGACUGUGAACCUCCAGCACCAAAGAAAAAAAAGAAAAAAGACUCCCUUCCAGUGGACCAAGUCAACGACCACAACAAGGAGGACACACUCAUAAACGACAUCAGUGCUGACACGCCAGAGAAGAUGAAGAAGAAGGCUGAAGGAGAUUCCGAGAAAAAAAAGAAGAAGAAUAAGAAAGCAGAGGCUGAAACAAACGGACAUUCCAUCCCAGACACCCCCGCACCCACACCGGCCCAGUCCAGUGAAGACUCGGCCAGCGACAGCGAAAAAGAAAUGGGGGAGACACCAGAGCAGAAGGAAGGGGCCUUCUCCAACUUCAGGAUUUCCCAAUUCACUAUUGAUAAACUGAAAGCUCGGGGAGCCACUUACCUGUUUGACAUUCAGGUGAAGACAUUCAAUCCUGUUUACGAUGGCGAGGACGUCAUUGCCCAAGCCCGAACAGGAACAGGAAAGACUUUCUCAUUUGCCAUCCCUUUGGUGGAGAAGCUGCAGUCGGAUUCAGUGGCGUUGACUAGAGGCCGGGCUCCCAAGGUCUUGGUGUUAACUCCAACUAGAGAGUUGGCAAUCCAGGUCGCAAAGGACUUCAAAGACAUCACCAGGAAGCUGUCUCUCGCCUGUUUCUAUGGAGGCAGCUCAUACAACCCACAGCUUGAUGCAAUCCGAAAUGGUAUCGACAUUUUGGUGGGCACACCCGGGCGCAUCAAAGACCACCUCCAGAACAACAAACUGGACCUCUCUAAACUGAAACAUGUUGUUUUGGAUGAAGUUGACACAAUGUUGGACAUGGGAUUUGCAGAACAGGUGGAAGAGAUUUUGUCGACCUCAUAUGAGAAAGAUUCCGACUCCAACCCACAGACCCUUCUGUUUUCGGCCACCUGCCCUCCCUGGGUUUACGAGGUAGCCAAGAAGUACAUGAGACAAGAGUGCAAACACGUAGAUCUGAUUGGCAAGAAAACACAGAAAGCUGCAACAACUGUAGAACAUCUGGCCAUAGCGUGUCACUGGUCGCAGCGUGCAGCUGUAAUCGGGGAUGUGAUCCAGGUUUACAGCGGCAGCCACAGCAGGACCAUCGUGUUCUGUGAAACCAAGAAAGAUGCCAACGAACUUUCCACAAAUGCAUCCAUCAAACAGAGUGCCCAGUCCCUCCAUGGUGACAUUCCUCAGAAACAGCGAGAGAUAACGCUGAGGGGCUUCAGGAACGGGGCGUUUGAGGUUCUGGUUGCCACCAACGUUGCAGCCCGUGGAUUAGACAUCCCCGAAGUCGACCUGGUGGUCCAGUGUUCUCCACCAAAGGAUGUGGAGUCAUACAUCCAUCGCUCUGGACGUACGGGCCGAGCCGGCAGGGCUGGAGUCUGCAUCUGUUUCUACCAGAGGAAAGAGGAGGACCAGCUGCGCUACGUAGAAAACAAAGCCGGUAUCACAUUCAGACGAGUUGGCGUUCCCACUGCAAACGAUAUCAUCAAGUCCUCGAGCAAGGACGCUGUCAGGUUUCUGGACUCUGUUCCAGUCACAGCUGUCGCGUACUUCAGAGCCUCAGCGGAGAAGCUGAUAGAGGAGAGAGGAGCAGUUGAUGCACUGGCUGCUGCCCUGGCACAUAUCUCUGGAGCCACCAGCCUCGAGCAGAGGUCACUGCUCAACUCUGAUGCUGGUUUCACCACUGUGCAGAUGGUGUGUUCUCAGGAGAUGCAUAAUCUGGGUUAUGCUUGGAAAUCCAUCAAAGAGCAGCUUGGAGAAGAGUUUGAGACCCACAUUCAGAGAAUGACCUACCUCAAAGGCAAAAUGGGCGUUUGUUUUGAUGUCCCAGCUGGCAAAGUCAAAGAGAUUAUGGAUGGCUGGACCGACGGUCGCCGUUGGCAACUGACUGUAGCCACAGAGCUCCCAGAACUGGAGGAGAAGCAGUUCAGUAACCGCGGAGGAGGCUUCGGUGGUGGAAACCGCGGUGGAGGCUUCAGAGGUGGUAGAGGUCGUGGUUUUGGAGGAGGUGGUGGUGGCCGUAGUAACGGGUUUCGCAGCGGUGGCUUCAACAGCAACGUCAAAGGAGUACACAAACGCGACUUCGGAGAAGCUUUUGAUUAUUGAAGUGCCAACCUGUGGACUGAUAGGACCGACCGCCACUCAUCUGGCUGGCAGGGUUUUUUAUGGCCGGUCAGAGUGUAAUCAAUGCAUUUCCAUCAUAUGCUUUCAGAUAACCAGCUUACAGUAUGUCAGAUAAACCAAUAUUCCCUCUUUCAAAAUAAAAUGAAAAUUCCAUCAGAUCUGGUAAAUCACAUUUGUUCCAAAUUGGACAUUUGCUGUUUACGAUUACUUUCAGUGUUCAGUUUACGAACACAGCGCCACUGGUUGUGAUUUUGUGAGGCCAGCCGUGUGCCUUUUAGAGAACCCAUGAGUUGAAACUCAAUAAACCAAGUUGCCAUGACCUGAAUGGCAUGAGAUCAAAACCAUUUGUUACUCAACCUAUUGUAAACGUUUAGCAUUAUAUGGCUAAAAAUUAAACUACCGCUUGAAUGUGUCAUUCAGUGAUUGUGUUUUCAUGUUUGGGGAGUGGUGGCAGUACUUGAGCCUAAUCCAAAGGUGGAACUCAUUUUGACCCAACAACGUGUUACAUAACUACACUUGAUAACAGUGUCCUGAAGACACUGUCAUGUGGUAGGCAGUGUUUCUACCCUGCAGCCCCGGAGAGUGGGGAAGAAAUGGGUGUUUUAAGGAUGUGCCCAAGGUCGACCUGCUGCCGUACAGUCAGCUCAAGUCUUCCCCAAAAUAUAUUUGGGUGAUUGAUUUUGCAAUUGCCUCUAUUUAAUAUGUUCUGCUUCCAUUUAUUUGAAUGAAAUUAGUUAUUCAUUAAAAAAAGGUCAACUCGGA
Messenger RNA from Pungitius pungitius (ninespine stickleback), 3092 nucleotides. It is a transcript of the gene ddx21, whose product is annotated as DEAD (Asp-Glu-Ala-Asp) box helicase 21. The record is from RefSeq and is a predicted model, not a curated record. The coding region runs from base 78 to 2312 and encodes 744 amino acids. Lineage: Eukaryota; Metazoa; Chordata; Actinopteri; Perciformes; Gasterosteidae. Gene Ontology annotation, molecular function: ATP binding; RNA helicase activity; RNA binding. The transcript is spliced from 16 exons.